Molecule: messenger RNA, 3737 nt
Organism: Plectropomus leopardus (leopard coralgrouper)
Lineage: Eukaryota; Metazoa; Chordata; Actinopteri; Perciformes; Serranidae
Biological process (GO): regulation of transcription by RNA polymerase II
Cellular component (GO): nucleus
Molecular function (GO): transcription coregulator activity
Source: RefSeq, a predicted model, not a curated record
GACGUAUCCCGAACAGGCUUAUUAUCGGUUAAAGAAAUAUGAUGUUUGCUAUAGCUUUAAGAAGUAAAUAAUGCUUAGUAUUUGUAAAAUUAUAUCAAUCAUACAACUUAAGGUUUCUUUUAAUAUAAAGAAGCGAAUAAAUGAAACACUCGCGGACAUUUGCUCUUCUUGACCGAGCUAACAAAACUUGGUCGCACCGGGGCCUUCGACGUUACGGUGGUCUUACAGUUUUUUAAUGUUUAUAACUGAAUAAUUACAAAGAUCUGUCGUAACACUUUAAAAGUAGCAACAUGGACUUGGAGGAAGACGAGGUUUCGAGUAAAGCGACUCGUCCUGAAACUGAAAUAACUGCAGACUUAAAGGAGGCCGCAAAACCAUCCCCGGACUGGACUGAACCGUCAAGCGGAAGAAGAGGAAGCAAAAGGCGGGCGAAAACCGCAGUGACCUCCCCAGACUACAGCGACUCUCGGUCUGGCGUUCGUGUUUUGCGAGCCAGGGGUGCUGGAGCUGGCAAGACUAUUGAGUCCAAGGAUGUCACCCGUAAGCAAAAACCUACAAGUUUGCACAGUGGUGGACGUGGGAGACCCGCGGGAUCACGCUCCAGGAGCACACCAGUCAUGCAACCCGCAAUAAAGAAACCCACAGUUAAAAAAGCAUCCAAACACACUCUUGGACCAAAGCUUUCCAAAUCUAGAAAAGGCAAAGUGAGACCUCCAACUCACGCCACCACACCAGCGACAGCAUGCAAGCCUGAAGCAGAGAUGGAGGUUUCAUCAUGUGGAGAGGAGACAGGCACUUUGAAAGGAAACAAUGCCAAUGGCCAGUGUGGUGUUGAUGUCUAUAUUAGCGUUACAGAUCCAGAUGCGGCUCUCGAAGAGGACACUCCAUUCAGGGAUGAUCCAAAUGAUGUCAUCUAUAAACCACAGACAAAGACGGAAAAAUCCAGGCGGCGUACAACGUUAAAACAAAAGGAGGUCAAGAAAGAGGAGCCAGAAAAGGAGGAGGAAGAAGAUGACAUUAAAAAAGAAGAAUCAACUGAGAUUGUUGUGCAGAGUGAAGACGGAAUGAGCAAUAGCAGAGAGCCAACCAGAAAGAAAGGUAGACAACUAAAAGAUGACAAAGUCCCUCGCCUGCCAAAACAAAGGAAAAAGCCCCCCGUGCAGUAUGUCCGCUGUGAAAUUGAAGGGUGUGGUACCGUCUUGGCGCACCCACGCUACCUACAGCACCACAUCAAAUACCAGCACUUGCUUAAAAAGAAGUAUGUGUGUGAUCACCCCUCGUGUGGGCGCUUAUUUCGUCUGCAGAAGCAGCUGUUGCGUCAUGCUAAACAUCAUACAGAUCAAAGAGACUACAUCUGUGAGUUUUGUGCUCGUGCCUUCAAGAGUUCCCAUAACUUGGCUGUGCACAGGAUGAUUCACACAGGAGAGAAGCCAAUACAGUGUGAGAUCUGUGGCUUCACCUGCCGUCAGAAGGCCUCCUUAAACUGGCACAUGAAGAAGCACGAUGCAGAAGCCUCCUACCAGUUCUCCUGCUCCAUUUGUAGCAAAAAGUUUGAGAAAAAGGACUCCGUUGUAGCCCACAAGGCCAAAAGUCACCCUGAGGUGCUCAUAGCUGAAGCCUUAGCAGCUAAUGAGGGCGCAGUAAUAAGCACUCCCAAUUUAAUUUCAGAGACUCGCUCCGUGCUCUCCAUGACCCUAGAUACUUCUUCAGUGCUCUCCCCGACCUCAAAGACUGUCCCAGUGCUCAAUCCGACCUCAGAGACUGUCCAAGUGCUCCAUCCAACCUCAGAGACUGUCCCAGUGCUCAACCUGACCUCAGAGACUGUGCCUGCACUCACCCCGACCUCAGAAACUGUCCCAGUGCUCAACCCGACCUCAGAAACUGUCCCAGUGCUCAACCAGCCUGACCAACUCUCUGUUGGCCCGGAGAACCAGGAAGUGAUGAAUAGUACGCUCACUCCACUGCAGCAGGUGGUGCUCCCGCUGGCUCCGCAGACUCAGAUAGACGUAUCUCAGAGCCAGUUCCUUCAGCUGCCCAUGCAUCGUGUGGUGCAGGUGGCCCACCAGCAGCAAGCCCCCACCUUGCUGCACCUCACCACCGCUUCUCCUGCUCACCUCUCUAGCAUCAGCCACCCCCAGCUCAUCCAGCUCUCCACCCUUCCUGCCAGCAAUGUCACAUCCAUGACCAUCGCGGACCCCCAGAGCACCCUCCUCACCCUGAGCUCCGUCACCACGCUGGCCUCCACCGCCUCCCUGGCUUCCCAGCAGGCUGUGCAGUGGGGCAGGGAGGCUCAUGAGGAUGCACAGCUACCAGGGGAGGGUGAGCUGUGGGACAGGGUGGUGGUGGGUGGCGUUAAUCAGGAUGUUGGGGAAAUGAUGUGGGAGGGUAACGGGGAGAGGAGGAAGGAAGACGGAUGGGAGAGAGAAGGAGAGAGACAGAUUCUGUUACAGUGUGCCGAGGUUCAGGGAGACAGUCUAAUCUAAUCAGAAGGCUCCAAAAUGAUCUAAACCAGAACUUUACGCAAACUUUUCAUUUUAGAAAAGGAACAAAAGACUGAAGGACCUGUCAAAAGUUUAUAAGCUUCUAAAAUAUUUAAAAACAAAACAACUUUAUCUCCACAAAGUGUAAGAUAGUAGUCAUAUUCAGUACAUAGCUACAGAGAGCAACUUAUAUCAGGGAGUAUCACUUAUAAUAUUAUAGAUUACGUACACUACUUUUACCACUCACUGAAUAUUUUGUAACUUUUUAGUGUUUGUAUAUAUGUGUGUGAUUGUACAUAUUGUACAUGAAAGUCACAAAUGACAUUUAAAUCCCUCGUGUCCAUAUGUGAACUGAUGAGCAUCAUUAGGUAGGUUUUCAUUACAGAUUUGUGAAAUAUGCAAAUUAUAUAGCUUUUUCAAAUCGGCUGAAAUAUCACUUCAUGCAAGUGUAAAAAAGUUUGGCGAUAAAUAGGAGUUUUUUUGAAAGUGACUUGUUUCUACUAGGUGCAUUUUAUAUCCGCAAUUUCAAUUUGCACAAUUUGAGGGUUAAUAGAAACCUGCUGAUUGACAAAAUUGGUCAACUAGUCUCAGUUACUUAAAAGUCCAGUGUGUAGGAAUUCAGGGGUUGUAUUAGCACCCUAACAGACAGAUGCCACUAAAUCCUACACUGCACCUUCAAACAUUACAGAACAAAUGAACUGUGAUCAAAAACUACAACCAAAUGAGUUCUCGGUAUAAAAGAAUCUUUGUUGUAAGAAUACAGUAAAGGACAUAUUAAAAAAGGGAUUGAAUUUUCAGCUUGGACCUUAAGAUAAAUCUAUUUAAUCAUUGCCAAAUGUGUAAGUAGUUUUUUGAAUCAUUUGAGAAACGUGAGAUCUUUCCUUUUCCUUUCCUCCACAGGGGUUACUAAUUAGACUCUUCACAGCUCUGUACAGUUCAAAUGUCCCAGUCAGUUAUAACCAUGACACGGUGAGAUAACAUGCUAUGCAACAUCUUCGAAAGCCUAUUACCUCAAUUUCUAAAGAGAAAAGCUGCCUUCCUCAUUUGAAUUUUUUCACUUUUCCAGAUCACCAGUAGUGUCACUUUCCUUGCAAAUUCUACUGAACCACAAUAUUUGAUUAGUUACACAUCCUUGCAUUAAUAUUUUCACAGUGAAGAUGACACAGGCAGCAGUAUUAUGUAUUUCUAAAGAAUCUUUGAUAAUUAUACCUCUGUACACUGCCAGUACUACUGAGCACAUGUAAUCUUACAAUCGUA